AUGGAGCAAGGUGCAGUGAAUGAUGGAUGGCUAGAUAGGAAUGAAUAUCCUAAAAAAAGAAAAAGGAAGACAUUACACCCUUCUCAUUACUCAGAUUCCUCUGGAAUAAGCAGGUUUGCAGAUUGAUUCAAUGGAAUUUUUUCUGAUCAUUGUUAUAGUGUUUGUUCUAUGAGACAACCAGACUUAAAAUAUUUUGACAACAAAGAUGAUGAUUCUGAUACAGAAACAUCAAAUGACUUGCCAAAAUUUACAGAUGGGAUCAAGGCCAGAAGUAGAAAUCAGAACUACCUGGUUCCCAACCCUGUACUUAGAAUUCUAGACCACACUGCCUUUUCUACAGAAAAAUCUGCUGAUAUUGAAAUUUGUGAUGAAGAAUGUGACUUACCUGAGUCAGCCAACCAACAAGCUCAAGAGGAGAGUCCUAUAGAAGUUCACACUGCUGAAGAUGUUCCAAUUGCUGCAGAAGUGCAUGCAAUUUCUAAAGAUUAUGAUCUAGAGACCGAAAACAAUUCCUUGGAGAGUCUCCAAGACCAAACUGAUGAAGAGCCACCAGCUAAACUUUGCAAAAUUCUAGAUAAGAGCCAGGCUUUGAAUGUGACUGCCCAACAAAAAUGGCCUUUACUGAGAGCUAAUAGCAGUGGCCUCUAUAAGUGUGAACUUUGUGAGUUCAACAGCAAAUAUUUUUCUGAUUUAAAGCAGCAUAUGAUCCUGAAGCAUAAGCGUACUGAUUCAAAUGUGUGUCGAGUAUGCGAGGAGAGUUUCUCUACCAACAUGCUUUUGAUCAAACAUGCCAAACUGCAUGAAGAGGAUCCCUACAUUUGUAAAUACUGUGAUUAUAAAACAGUAAUUUUUGAGAACCUCAGCCAGCACAUUGCAGACACCCAUUUUAGUGACCACCUCUACUGGUGUGAGCAGUGUGAUGUACAGUUCUCAUCAAGCAGUGAACUCUACCUACAUUUCCAGGAGCUCAGCUGUGAUGAACAGUACUUGUGUCAGUUUUGUGAACAUGAAAUGAAUGAUCCAGAAGACUUGCAUAGCCAUGUGGUAAAUGAACAGGCAUGUAAAUUAAUUGAGUUAAGUGAUAAGUAUAACAAUAGAGCACAUGGACAGUACAGCCUGCUAAGCAAAAUUACCUUUGACAAAUGUAAAAACUUCUUUGUAUGUCAAGUAUGUGGUUUUCGGAGUAGACUUCAUACAAAUGUUAACAGGUAUGUUGCUAUUGAACAUACUAAAAUUUUUCCUGGGAUCCCUGGUGGAGAUCUUGCCUGUGUGCAUGGGCAAGCAUUGAGACUGGCUUAG
Canis lupus familiaris (dog) is the source of this 1299-nucleotide messenger RNA. Its product is annotated as zinc finger protein 639-like. Gene Ontology annotation, molecular function: DNA-binding transcription factor activity, RNA polymerase II-specific; RNA polymerase II cis-regulatory region sequence-specific DNA binding. Gene Ontology annotation, biological process: regulation of DNA-templated transcription. The record is from RefSeq and is a predicted model, not a curated record. NCBI's taxonomy places the organism in Eukaryota, Metazoa, Chordata, Mammalia, Carnivora, Canidae.